AUGUGACUUUUCUGUGUGUUCUGGAAACUGUUGUUUUCCUUAAUCCCUCCCCUUAUUUACUUCCUGUACAGCUGCAGCUGGACACAGCCAGAGCACUGAGAGAUAUCAGGUAUUGAUGUAACUGGAGUGAAUAAAGGAACCUUCUUCCUGAACACAGACAUUGGAGCCUGUUAUCAGCAUGGACUCAUAUGUGUUAGACAAUCACUUGAACAGUUCAUAUCCAUCCUUCACUACAGGAAGUAUCAGAAUGAUACCACAGACUCCAGAAGUCUUGGACACUAAUGACUAUUCACAAACAUUGGAAAUAUCACAGCAGAUAUUUAAAGAAGAUGAUGAAUUGGCAGGAACUGAGCAGCAAUCAUUAUGUACAGAGAGUAAUUUAGUCAUCAAACAAGAGGACAACAUUUAUGCCUUAUCUAGUGAAAUGAUUAUCCCAGAGGAUAAACCACACACAUUUACUGAGUACUCAAAACAUUUUAAAGAAGAGAAAAAUCUUAAGUCUAGCCAAAUGAUUCAUACAAAUAAGAAACUAUUCAAAUGUACAGAAUGUGAGAAAAGUUUCACAUGUAAUUUGCAUCUCCUUGAACACAAUACAGUUCACACAGUUGUGAAACCUCAUACGUGUACAAAAUGUGGGAAAUGUUUCUUAUCUAAAGGAGGCCUUAAUUAUCACAAAAAGACCCACACAGGGGAGAAACCUUUCACAUGUAAUGAGUGUGGGAGAUGUUUCACAUCCAAGGUAAAUCUCAUAUCUCAUGAAAAGACCCACACGGGGGAGAAACCUUUCACAUGUAAUGAGUGCGGGAGUUGUUUCACAUCCAAGGGAAAUCUCCUAUUUCAUGAAAAGACCCACACAGGAGAGAGACCUUUCACAUGUAUAGAGUGUGGAAAAUGUUUUAAUCUAAAGAGUAGUCUGAAAACUCAUGAAAGGAUUCACACAAGGGUAAAGCCUUUCGCAUGUACAGAGUGUGGACAAUGUUUUACACAAAUUAGUAAUCUGAAAACUCAUGAAAGGAUUCACACAGGAGAAAAGCCAUUCACAUGUACAGAGUGUGGAAAAGGAUUUACACAUAAGAGUAAUCUGAAAACUCAUGAAAUGAGUCACACUGGAGAAAAGCCUUUCACAUGUGCAGAGUGUGGAAAAGGUUUUACAGUAAAGAGUAAUCUGAAAACUCAUGAAAUGAGUCACACAGGGGAAAAGCCGUUCACAUGUGCAGAGUGUGGAAAAGGAUUUACACAUAAGAGUAAUCUGAAAACUCAUGAAAGGAUUCACACAGGAGAAAAACCUUUCACAUGUUUACAAAGUGGAAAAAGAUGCCAAAGUAUGGAAGCAGCUACUUUGAGAAACUUCUUGAAGCAGCGCGGUGUCGCAGAGGAUUUCAUCCAGAAAAUGGAAAAAGAAAAUGUUGACACUUCUGUGAUAUCAUUAAUGUCUGACAAUGAGUUGGCAAAAUACAUUCCAAAAUCUGUAGAUAGAAUAGCUACAGUGUCCUUCUGCAGGAGAAGCAAUAAAUCCAGCAACACCAAUGCAUCCAGCAACUCCAGAAGAGAUCAUAUACUGAAACGAUUACGACACAGAUUAGCAUUAAUGGAAAAGACAUCUAAAAAAAAGUCAUCUACAUGGAUUGGGAACAGAAGUGCUGAGAAAACUGAAAGACGUCUAGAAAUUAGUUGGAUGGAUUUUGACAUGGAACAGCAGAGAUAUAAACAGGUGAAGGCAAUCAGAGGUGGAGGAACAAGACACCUGACUGUAGACAAAGCCAGUACUAUGCUGGACAUCAAGUCCUUGGCAGAAAUGUUUUUUUUUCCCAAUGGAUUGUCUGGAAAGAAAAAACUCUUGGAUUAUUCUACCGAAAUCCAGUCUUCUCAAAUUCAGGUAAACAGUUCAAACACUGUGGAAGAUCUAUACAUUCAAAGCAAGGUUAGAAUGCUAAAGCUCUACCUUUGCACUAAACAAGAGAAUAAGGAGCUACCUACAGACAAAGAGAUUCAAGCCGUGAGAAACUCAACUCCAGUUUUAGAUCCCACUGAAGAUGGGCAAGAUAUUUUAGCUGAAGGUGCGAUACAUGACAUGAGUGCACAAGAGAUUGACUUAGUUCUCAUAGGAGCUAAUUCAAAUUACGAGGUACAGUUGGAUGACACACAGCCUUGGAAUGGUCAGCCCACUCAGGAUGUGACUGGACUUGAAUCUUAUCCAGCAACCCCCACCUUGACCUUGCAGAGCCAUAUUAAACCUGAUCCUGCUCUCGUAACACUGCACUUGAUUGCACAGCCUAUUAGUAAUCCUGAAGCGUCUGUCAUCGAAGAGUCCACACAGAUUCUUAGCGUAACAGCACCUUCUCCUGAAAUACAAGUAAAUUAUGAACAUUUUCCCAAAACUAUCACCUUAAUCAUUAGGAGAGGCCAUUGUCUGUUUGAUCUUAUCAAAGAAUUCAAAAGUCCAGAUAUUUUAACGGCAGAAGUGAAUGUUAGAAUGCGCCUACCUAAUGGUGAUCUUGAAAAGGGAGAGGGAAUAGGUAUGUUAAUGGACUGUCUAACUGAGUUCUGGACAGAAUUCUAUGACAGGUGUACUUUGGGAGCUAAUGUUAAAGUACCAUUUAUCAGACAUGACUAUCAGUCCGAAGAGUGGCAAGCAGUUGCCAGAAUUUUUGUUGUAGGAUGGAACCUAGCCCGCUACUUUCCUGUCAGAUUGGCAGUACCAUUUCUUGAAGAGGUACUGUAUGGAAGAAGUACUAGCAGCUAUAUGGAUUCAUUCUUGCAUUAUGUUUCAGAACAAGAGAAACACGUGCUUAUCAAGGCUUUAGAAGAUUUUAAUUCAGUGGAUAUAGAUUCUUUGUUAGACAUCCUUGAUGUUCAUGAGUGCCAUCAGGUCCCAAACAAAGACACUUUUCUUCCAUUACUGUCACAGAUGGGACACAAGGCAAUAAUACAAGCACCCAUGUAUGUUAUUGAAUGUUGGCGUCCUAUUGUGAUGUCUCUGGAAAUUGCGUUACCCCAGGAAGCUCUGUAUGAUCUCAUACAGAAGAAGAUACCAACUGGAAAGUCAGUGAGAGAUCUCCUUUUGUUCCCAGACAAUAUGACACCACAGCAGCUUGGAGCUGCCCGCUACCUUAAAAGGUAUGUUGGUGAAGUUGAUCAGCAAACCCUUCAUAAUUUUCUUCAUUUUUGCACUGGAUCAAACUUGGUUGAAAAUCCUGUCACAAUCGAGUUCAUUGAAACAACAGAAUUUCAGCGCAGACCUCAGUCGCACACAUGUGGAUGCAUUCUAAAGUUGCCUAUGUGUUAUCAUAAUUACCCUGACUUCAGGAGUGACUUCAAUGCCUUACUUUCAAGCCCUGUAUGGUUAAUGGACAUAAUUUAGACUGCAAUGGCAGUUGUUACGUUUUCAGCAAUUUCCCAUAGAGCAUGUAAUUUUAAGCAACUUUCUAACUUACUCCUAUUAUCAAUUUUCUUUGUUCUCUUGCUAUCUUUAUUAGAAAAAGAUGGCAUCUAAGCUAAGGAGACAACCAAUUUUUGGUUCAGACCCUGGGCAGCACUUGUUUAUUAAUGGGUGCAUUUAGCCACCAAUCAGCAAGCACGACCCAGGUUGUGAAACAAAAAUGGGCCGGCUUCUAAACUUACAUUUUUGCUUUUCAAAUAAAGAUAGCAAGUGAAUGAAGAAAAGUGAUACUAGGAGUAAAUUGUUGAGUCAUAGGCACAGGAAAAAAUAUUGAAUCUCUUAUCAUUAUAGGCACAGGGAAAAAUAUUACAUUCCUGAGGACAGAAGCACCAUGUUUUAAAAUUGCAAAAUAUGCUAUAAAAGUCUAUUCAAUGGGUUAAAUCUGCAUUCAAAAGACUUCCUGCUCAAACCCCCAUUGUUAAAACUUUGGCUAAUAUCUAACACACCAUUUGUCAGGAAACAACCCCUGCUGUGUGUGAACACAGAAGAGAAGCCAGGUGAAGUGAUCAUCUCGUGUAAACAAAACAAAUCUAGGUUGCUAUAGUGAUAUAGUGAUUGGACAUCACUAUAGCAACCUAGAUUUGUUUUGUUUACACGAGAUGAUUACUCUUCACGCAUAUAUUGAUGACGUCAUGAUAUGCUGCUGGAGCCGGCGCAAAAACGCCCCACGUGAUUACGUGCUGACGUUCACUUCCGGUUUGGCGGAUGGCGCUUUCCCGCGGGCACUAUCGGCGUUCUGACUCCAUCCCAUAAAUAGUAGCACUGAUAAGUUAUACACUGUUUGUUUUGUCACUUGUCUGAGGACGGGGUCACUCCCCGAAAACGUUUACAUAUGCUUAAAUAAAUUUGGACUUUUUCAUACGGUGA
Bombina bombina (fire-bellied toad) is the source of this 4306-nucleotide messenger RNA. RefSeq lists its product as uncharacterized. The transcript has 5 exons. Lineage: Eukaryota; Metazoa; Chordata; Amphibia; Anura; Bombinatoridae. Bases 179 to 3361 code for a protein of 1060 amino acids. Gene Ontology annotation, cellular component: nucleus. The record is from RefSeq and is a predicted model, not a curated record. Gene Ontology annotation, molecular function: ubiquitin-protein transferase activity.